This is a messenger RNA of Caenorhabditis angaria, 8009 nucleotides long. The record is from the annotation of a GenBank genome assembly. NCBI's taxonomy places the organism in Eukaryota, Metazoa, Nematoda, Chromadorea, Rhabditida, Rhabditidae.
AUGGCUGAAAAUGAGAAGAUUAUCGAGGAGAUUUUGUAGGUUUCAUUUAUUUUUGGCUGAAAAUGUCUGAAAUUUUUGAAGGAAAAUGCAGGAGGAAUUGGAGAGGAAAAUGAGUGGAUCGAAUGAAAAAUUGGAGCAGAAAUUUGAAAAUUUGAGAGAGUUUGUGAGUUUUUUUGGGGAAAAAAUUUGAAUUGGGAAAAAUUUAAAUUUUGAAAAUUUUCCGCUAAAAAUCCACGUUUUAAACCCUCAAUUUUUUUUUUCGAAAAUCAAUUUUUUUCAAAAAAACAAGGCGAACUUUAAAAAUGUUCCCAGUUUAUAAAUAAAAUAUAUGCAAAUUCAAUUGAAAAUGUGCCCUUUUUGAAAAUAGAAAAAAAACGAGAAAACUUUUUUUUUGAAAAUAAAGUGUUUGUUGAUUUUUUAUUUGGGUUUCAAAAGAGGAUUUUUUGAAAAAUUAGAUUUCAAAUCUCAGAUCAAAAAAAAAUUUUAUUUAAAAAAUUUAUGAGUAGAUUUUGAAAAAAACGUGAAAUUUGAUAUCAGGUUGGAAAUUUAAUUCAAAAAAAUUAGUUUUGAAUUUUUUUUCAAAAUAAAAAAUUGUGCUCAUUUUUCAGUUUCCAGAAUCUCGUAUUUUAAUUAAUCAGAGCCCAGAUUUAAUGUGCCACGUGGCAUUUUCUGCACCAAAAGUUCCAAAAAUCGAUUUUCGGUCAUCUUUUUCGAUUUUGUCUUUGAAAAAUCAAAGAUUUCUCCUCUUUUUCCUUGUUUUUUUUUCUGUCCCAUUCAAAAUUACCCGAAUUUCCUCUCAAUUUCGCCAAUUCAAUUUUCCACAUGAUUUUUUUCUUUGUUUUUCAACUUUUUUUCUGUUUCUUCUUCUCAAAUUCCUCAUAAUCCUCUCCAAAUUUUUGAAUAUUAUUUUUUGGAGCCAAAAAAAGAAGAUUGGACUUUUAGUUUUUAUAAAAAUAAGAUGAAAACGGAAAAAAAGAAGAAGAAUAAAAGAAAAAGUAUCUUAUUUCAAUUUGACUUUUGGAAUUUGGGAGGGACCACUAAAACUGAAUGGAUUCUUGCUUUUUUUGUUCGGGAAAAGUUUAUUUUUGGACCCUUUUUUGCGAUAAAAUUAAAUAUUUUCAAAUUUAAAUUUGAUGGAAUUUAUCAGAAAAAAAUUUGAAAAUUUUGAGCCUAAGACACGAUUUUAGCAAUUUGGUUUUCUAGGCCACCAAGAAUUUUGAAAUCUGGUGUCUGAAAAUCCACGUAUUUUUAAAUACUCUCGGACAAUAUUAGAUUUUUCUGGUUUUUUUUUUCUCGAAAAUAUUUAUUUUUCUUUUUUUUUUUGAAGAAAUUGUUUAUUUUCAUUUUUCAUUUUGAAAAAAAAAAGUUUUUUGUUUUGAAAUUUUUCUGGAACAUUUUUGGCCCCAAAAUUUUAUUUUUCCGAAAAUAAAAUUCAAAUUCGUACUUUUCCCGCCCGCCUCAAUUUCACAUAAUAAUGCAUAAUACAUCUUCCCUUUUUUCCAAAUUUUUUUUUCGUUUUCCAAGAAAAAUUUCGCCAUAAAUAGUAAAUAUGUCAGUUUGCAUAAAUAUCAAAAACGUUUUCCUUUUUCACACCAAAAAUUUUUUUUGAAUUUUUUUCGUGAGAAAAAUGACCACAAAACUCAAAUUUUGGAGCUCAGAAAAGUUUUUUUUCAUAUUUUUGAGCCGAAGAAAAUUGGAUUUUCUCAAAAAAUGGAAUUUUUCGCCCUUUUUUGUCCUCAUUGAAAAGGUGACUUUUUGUAGUUUGAGAUGAGCUCGAAUUUGCCACGUGGUAUUUUUUCAAAAUUUUCCAGGAAAAAAAACGUGACCUUUUUUGACUCGUGACAAUUUUAUUUUCUGAUUUUUUUCAAAUUAAUUGUUCAUUUCUCAUUUUUCUUUUUCAAAAAAUGAAAUCUGGCUCACUUUUUCCUCUGGAUUUGUGAGUUUUUUUCAAUUCAAAAAAAUUCUGGCUAGAAAUACGGAACCCGGAUUUUUUUGGGUGGCCUAGAAAACCAAACAGAAUCUUUUGUUGUCCGAGAGAAAUACACCAAAAUUGGGAGGAAAACAUUUGUUGUUUUUGGUCGUGACCUAGAAAUUUCAGGGACUAGGAAUGUUGGUUUCUAGGCCAUCAUGUAUUUUUAUAAUCUCCUGAUUUGGUUUUCUAGUCCACCAGGUUUCUAGUUCUGCAGGGAAUCAAAAAAUUAAAAACUAUGAAAAAUAAUAAAAUACUUAUUCCCGCCAAUUUUUAGUGUAGUUCUCUCGGACAAACUUCAAUUUUUGUUGGUUUUCUAGGCCAGCCAAAAAAAAUCACUCAAUAAUUUCUCAAUUUAAUAACAUAGCAUGUGUUCCGAUUUUUCUUCCUCCCAUAAAUUUUUUUGAUCCGCGAAAAAAUAUUUCAACACAAACAACUAAUUUUGUUUGAUGAAACCAAAACAGUUGUUCAAAAAAUAAAUGGGAAUCCGGAUGAAAAAGCGCGGAGACCGCAAGCUUCCGCGAACGCGGAAUAGCUUUCUGGAUAUCCUAAAGAAGUUAGUGUAACUCCGAAGUUUCUAAAAAAAUCAAUAUUAGGUCCAAUAUUUGUUUCAUUAAUCUCUUUUUCUUCUAUUCUUUUUUUUCAUUUCAAAUUACUCAUUGUUUAUUUUAUCGACCCACGAAAAAGCUGUCAAAAAAUGUGUCAAAAAGUGUAUUUCUUGACGCAGUUUUGGGUCAUUCAAUGAAAAAUUUCAAAAUUUUUGUUCUGAAUUUGAAAAAAAAAUUAAAUUUUUUGUCCCGAAGUGUUUUUCUCAAUUUUCCCUCCCUAAAAGUGCAGACUUCCUGUAACUCAUAAAUUUCCCACAAAAUCUAUUUUUUGCAGACAAAUCGAGCCAAUGGUUAUAUUUCAAUUUUGAAGAGCAUUUCGAAGGAUGUCAUUGAGAUUUGUGAAAAAAUUGAGAAUUUGAAAAAACGCGCACGAAAAAUUGAGGAAAUUUGUUGAGAUUUUUGAGUGAAAAAAGUGAGUUGGGGGGAGGAAUUUGAAAUUUGAAAAUUGAAAUUCGGCGCGAAAAAUCCAUUUUUCAAAUACUUCAUUAUCGCGUCAAAACUUUGUACAAAAUUGAAAAAUUCAAAUUUAAAUUUUUCCCGCCUAAUUUUUUUGUGUGUAAUUCUCUCGGACAACAUUGUGAGCUUUAAAAAAAAAAGUUUGGUUUUCUAGGCCACCAAUAAUUUGGGAUUAGGCCACCAAUAAUUUGGGACUCUCAAAAAUCCCUUAAAUUGGAUUCUAGAUUAUUUUUACAGAAAAAUCACAUUUUUCAUGUUUCCAGAGCAAAUUUUGUGAUUCUAGGCCAUGUUUGGAUUUCUAGGCCACGCCAAAACCACUCAAUUUUCCCUCACAAAAACAUGUGUUCCUUCUCGAUUUUUUCGCCCAUAAAUUUUUGCUCAUUAAAUUUUUUGAUCCACUGUGUUUGUUAAAAGUGACACAACACAAAUUUUAACAAAUUUUUGCUGUUGUUGAAACAGUUGUUCUGAGACAAAAAAAAAAUGAAUUUUUGAACCCCGCAAAAUUUUUUUUGAAACUAGUGUUUUGUUUUUUUUUUUUUGAAAAAAAAGUCCCAAAAACCCAAUUUUCUGGCUCGUUUUUUUGUCUUUUUCUCGUUUCAAAUUAACUUUUUUUUGGCGUGAGCGGGAUUUUUUUGGAAACUGAACUUUUUUCGCGGAAAAAUUUGAAUUUUUGGACAAAUUUGGGUGUUUGGCCGAACUUCGGUGGCCUAGAAAUCCAGAAGUAAAACUUUCCGCCAAGAAUUCAAAUUUAAAAUGUUUCAAAUAUGCUCCACUGAGAAUUUUAAUUUAAAAUUCAAAUUUGGCCGAACUUUGAUGGCCUAGAAAUCCAAAAAUCCAAAAAUAAUGUUAUAUUGUCCGAGAGAACUACACAGAAAAAAAUGAGGCGGGAAUAAUUUGAAUUCAUUUUUUUUUUGAUAAAUUUUUUGCUGCUAAUUUUGAGAAUUUUUUUGUUCCCGCCCAUUUUUUUCACAAAAUUCAAAAUUUUCAUUUUUUCUCUCUCCGAAAAAAAUUAUAUUUUUUAUGUGCUUCUUUCUUUUUAUGAGGUGCCAAGGGGAAACCGGCCAAAAAUUGGUUGUUUUUAUUUUUUUAGGUUAAGUGUAUUACUUUUUGGCUUAGGCUUAGUACGGUUAGGCUAACCUGAAAAUUUGAAGCGGAAAUAUCUAAUUUUCAAAAAUUUUGUGAUCGAUUAGGCUUAAGCUGAAAAAAUUUUGAAAUUUCAGAUUUUGGCGCCAAAUUCUUCCGUGGUUUUUGAUUCUUGAUUUUCUCAAAAUUUAAAUUUUCAGAAAAAAUGUUUGUUUCUGAAAAUAUCAGAUAAGCCUUAUCUCAUCUUAUUUUUUCUCGUUUUUUAAAUGAAAAAAAAAGAAUUAUUUUGCACAAAAAAUAGAGCAAAAUAGAUUUUUCUAGAAAAUCCUGAAUUAUGAAAUUUAAAAAUUCAAAUCAAAAUUUUUCCCGGGUAAUUUUUGUGUAGUUCUCUUGGACAACUUGAGAUUUUUGGUUUUCUAGGCCACCAGAAUUCCCGCGAAAAAAAUUCAAAUUUAAAUUAUAUAUAUUGAACUUCUCACUGGAGCGCAUUUGAAACAUUUUCACCUAUUGUUCCCGCAAAUUUUUCCGUCAAAAAUGAAAUUGAGCGCGAAAUUUCUUCUUCGUUUCGUAACCAUGAAAUUAAGCGUUUUCUUCAUUCAUUCUUUUUUUGUUUAUUUUAUUUUUCGUGCGCAAAAAGAAGAAAAUAUGAGAUUUUCUCCAGCAAAAAUGAAAAUUCCCAUUAUUUUGAUUAAAUAAUAUAAACUUUUUCUCUUUUUUUUUGAGGAAUUUUAAAUUCAGGUCACGUUUGAGAGCAAAAAAGUUGUUUUUUGUGAGCAGAACUUUUUCCUAGAAUUUGUGAUCCUGCUAAAAAUUUGAAUUUCGAAAAUUCCCGCUAAAAAGCGCCUAAAUAUUCAUCUUCCCCUCGAGACCCAAUUCCUACAGUACCCCAAAUCAUUUUUCCCGCCAAAAUUCCUUAUUUUUUCCAGAUUUCCUUCUUCAAAUUUCCACAAAAAUGCUCUUCUUCAUCUCAAAACUUCAAAUUCCCAUCAUUUUUUGCUCAUUUCUCAUUCAAUUUUCAUUUCCAAAUCCAUUAAUGUGUAUGCAAUGUGGCGGUGGAUAUUAUGAGGGAAAUGUUAGCCUAACUAAAGACAAAUGCUGUAAUUCACAACCAAUUCAAUGCGAACAUGGACAGGUUUGUGUUUUGGGGCUGAAAAUCUGGAAAAUUCAUCAAAUUCUGGUUAUUUUGACUGUAAACAUUCCUAUUUUCAUUCAAAAAGCGAUUUUUUCGUGGCAAGACCUAAAUUGGGUCUCGAAACGAUGUUUCAAGGAACAUAGACCUUGAAAAUUUGAAAAUUCAUGAAAUUCUGGUUAUUUUGACUGUGUUCCUUCAAAACCCGAUUUUUUCCGUUGCUUGAAAAAAUACGUUUCAAAAAUUCUUGAAAAAAAGCAGUACAUCAAAAUAUUUUAUUCCGCUUGAUUUUGGGGUUGAAAUUUAAAAAAAAAACUAAUAUUUUAUGGUCUCGCACUGGAAUUUCGAGGAACAUGGUUGCGAAAAUCAAAAACUUCAUGAAAUUCUGGUUAUUUUGAGUGUAAACAUGCCUAUGUUCCUUUAAAAUAGUGGUUUUCGUGGUGAGACCAAAUCCAGAGAAAUUUGAAUGUUCCUUUGAAGUUUGGGUCUUGCCAUGAGAAUUUUGAUCUGAAAAAGAGCCGCGUCUAGAAAGCCUAGGGGCGACGACUUGAGAUCGUGUACGUCAAGCAGCCUAGACGCCUUGAGAGCUUCUGUGUCAAGAAGCCGUGCCUAGAAAUCCUAGUUCUCAAGGAUCAGCGUCUUGAGAUGAUAUUUCUUAAGUAGCCACACCUAGAGAACCUAACUGUCUAGAACUCACAUCUAGAGAUCCCUUCUGGCAAGCAGCCACCCCUUUAGAGCCUAUUUCUCAAGCAACUCCACCUUCACCCUCUCAUUUUCCUAUUUUUAUUCCAGAUCUGCCUCCGUGCCUGGGUUUUCUCGCCCUAUGGCAAUUUCUUUUUAUCCGGUUGUCAUCCUGAUGAAAAUAGUCGAGAUGGUUGCGAAUUCCACAUUUUACCCCACAAUUCAACUGUUCAACGAUGUAUUUGUCGAGAUGAUGAAUGUCAGAACUCAUUUCCCGGAGAUUGUCAAAUGAAUGAAAAUAUUGGAGAUAUUGUUACUACGGUAGGUGAUUUUUGGGAGGGAUGUUGGGGAAAAUUUGAAUUUUUACAUGAAACAUUUGAAUUUUUGAAUUUCCCGCCAAAAAUUCACGCGGAAGGAAAAAUUCAAAAUGAAACACGCAGCGCGUGACCGCAACGCACCCAACGACAUUCCCCCAAUUCCUCCUAAUUUCCAGACACCUCGCCCUCUUCGAAUUUCAUCUCCACCUUCAUUAUCCGCCAGAUUAUCGCACAUCUCAUCAGAUUCCCCCACAAAAUCCACACAUUUCAAUAUAACUGCCAAAAUAUCCACGAAUUCGAAUUCGAAUUCGAAAUUAAAUCGUGGCCGACAACAUCACAGUCAUCGAGUCAAUUUUUCGCCCAAAAAUUGUGUUUUCACCCUAUUUUUCACAUUUUUCUUGUCAUUUUCCAUUUUUCUAGUCUGAAACCCUCAAAAUUUAAAGUCACAUUUUUCUACCAUCGAAGUAUUUUUCGUCUUCUAAUCAUUUUUACGUGUAUUUUUUGAUUUUGUAUUUAAAAUGAAGUAUUAUUGAUUUUUUGAAAAUACGGGGUACUGUAUCUUGAGAAAUGUGCAAACACUGCAACUUUUGCGGACUUGGCAUUUUAAAUUACGCGCACGUUUUUUUGUUUUUUUUGUUUUGAACCGCGCGAAAAUAGACGUAGAACUGUAGCUCCAGAAAUCUGCAAACACUGAGCAUUUCGCAUUUCCACCGUUCCUCCAUGAAAAAUCAAUAUUUUCAGUAAAAAUGGAAGCUCCGCCAGCAAAGCGACAGAAAUCGACUAAAGAAAACAAAGAAGAAAAUAUAUGGGAAAAGCUGCCGAAACACCUGAAAAUUCAAAUCAGCGAUAUAAACUCGAACAAAUUUUGCGACGAAAUUCGCUUCUCACAUUAUCAAUUGGAUGAAUAUGAUCGAGCGGCUCUCAAUUUCUAUCACUCAAAUCGUUUGUUGUUUUAUUUGGAAUUCAAAAAACCGCUCACAACUCCAAUGACUACGAUUUGCUGUUUUAGUAAAGAAGAAGAACAUCGGGAGAAAGUUACGAAUUGGAAAUCGGAUGAGAAAAUAAAAUCGGGACAUUAUUCGAUUUUAUGCUGGAAGAAUGUGAAAUUUGGGCAGUUUUAUGAAAUUGUUGGUGGAUUUGUUAAUCGAUAUUUGGAAGAAUUGAAGAAUUGUGUGAAAUCGAUUCAUAUUGAGACGAAAAAUGUUAGGAUUUUUAUAUUGUUUAUCAAAAAUCAAUUUUUUUUAUUUCAGCAGACUGGUUUUAUGCUUCUCAACGUCAUUAGAAUCCGAAACUUUCUAAAUCUCGAUGUUUUGCUGAUUCAACACGAUGGUUUGCAAAAUCAAUGUCUUCUCGAACUUGGCACCAUCGAUUUUCUCACAAUUUCCCGUGUUCAAAAAUCUCUUGUAAUUCCAUUCAUCAAAUUAGAAAUGUUUCAAAUGAUUCAAUUAAAAGCCGAAUGGAUUCAAUUAUUUCUCGUUGAUUUCAACACAAUUCAACUUUCUCAAAUAUUUUAUUAUUGGAAAUCGAAUGGAUUUGAUGGAAAUGUGAAGAAACUUCGAGUUGGAGGAGAAUUUUCGAUGAAACCUUAUAAGGGAUUGAAAAAAUGGGUUGAAAAUCAAUCGAUCAAACCGGGAACUUGUUUUUUGCCAAUUGGUGAUGAUUUUGGUCAGAGAUUUCCGGAUGUUAUUUCAAGAUUUUCUGAAAAUGAAGUGCAUUCUUUGAAUGCUGAAAGAAGUGAAGGAUUUGCAAUUCUUUAUAGAUUUUAA